AUGAGUCGAGUGGCUCAUAUAUGUCAAACUUUGCUAACAAGUCAGACAAAUUUUCCAUCAGCAGUUUUUCAUUUAUUUUCAGCUGCCUUGGUGAGUUUGUCCCCCGAAAAAAUCAAUAAUUUUUCAUUGAAUUUUUUUUAGGCAAUAGCAGCAUUAUUAUCAAAUGAUUGGAUAAUUGUUGAAACUUAUAAUCAAAAUGUCACAUCUCCUGAUUAUGACAUCAAUGAUAUUUUGACAAAGUUAGACAACUCGGAAAAAUGCGACACAAUUGGAUGUCGCGAUUUCUGGCGGCCAGCGAGAUUUGGAGCAUUUAUUGAUCUUGCUGGAAAAUCACAUAUUGCUUUUCAUUCGAAUGGAAGAGGUUAGUUUCCAAGAAAGAAUAGAAAACUCAUUUAAAUUUUAAAGUUUUUUUUGUUUUAAAUUUUAAAUUUCUCAAGCUUUGUUUAUUUUUUUGAACCAGGAAGAGAAAAAUGUGCUAUAUUGAUAUACUGAAUUGAAAAAUAACAAGGAAUAUUUUUCAAUUUAUUUUUCUUCAAAAAAAUUGUUUUUUGUAUUUUUUUCUGAAUGGACACAAUUUUACUGGCUACAAUAUAGUUUUGAGCUUUGUAGACUAACAAAAAAAUAAAACAAUAUUCAGAACCAACAUCUGAAUCUAAAAAUUUCAGUGAUUGUUGAUUGCAUCACCCCAGCAGUUGCCAAUCUUUUCUACAUAAUAAUCGCAUUAUGUUUCGUAAUUGCUAUAACUUCAUCCCUCUCUUGCUCAAUGAAUCUUGUUCCACCACCAGCUGGAUUCCUCUUAUGGGUUCGAACCAAUUCAAUUAUGGAAAUGUCGAAUAGUGAGUUUAAUUUAAAAAAAAACUUAUUCAGAGAAUCCAAAACAAAUCAAUUUUUCAGUGAUGUUGACACUUUGUACAUGUGUAACUGCAAUUGUAGCCCAAACUGAAGUUGCUGCUCAACGUCCUGAUGAUGAAGUUUCAAUUGGAUCUGGGGUUUUUAUGGUUUGUAUCAGUGGAUUAUUGUGUUUUGCGGCAGCUAUGGCAAGUAUUAGACAUAGCACUCAACUUAAUCGAAUGCGUCGGAUUGAUAAUCAAAGAUUGUUGUGUGCUAGAUCUUUGAGAUCGUGGAGAGAUGCUGCAAGACGGCCAGAUGAUACUAGACCAAUUGUUGAUUUUGAAAGGUAUGUUGAUGGGGGGGAACAGGACCGUUUUCUCUUGUUAGUUUCAUAAUUCAGAAAAUUUUCUCAUAAAAAAUCAAGUCACCUUGAACAUCUCGGGGAUUGAAAAAUUGAAUUAUUCAAAUCUAACGUCAUUUCGUGGAACUUCUAAUUAACUUGAUUACCUUCAUAAUAACAUAGGGUAUUUUACUCAUCAUUUAUUUAUAGAAACAUGUAUUUUUUCUAGGAUUCAUAGGUUUCUAAAAAAAAUUUAACUAGAAAAGCAACACAUAUGUUCUAACACAUUCAAAAGUUUUAUUGAAAUAUUUCUAUUUUUUCUGAUAACCAAACUAUUCUUAUGAAAUUUUCUUCAAAGUUACAAUACUUUUGAAAUUUGAUUGACAUUCUGUUCCUCAACUAUGCUGAACUAAAACUGAUUAAAAAAACAUUUUCAAAAAAGUGACAUCACUGCAGUUCCUUUGUGUGACGUCACUCAAUUUCCGAAGUUUUUAAUAAAUCUUUUUAUAGCUUUUUUUCUCGAAGCAAUUAUUUUUAUGAAAUAAAACGAUUUUGUUAUUGGAAUUGAAUUUUAGAACUGAUAUGAUAUGUAUGAUAAUUAAAAAAAAAUAUUUGUGCUCUGAAAAACUUCGAGAAAAUUGAUAAGGAUUGCUUCUGCUUCAUUGAAAUAGGUUUUUCUGGAAUAUUGUAAAUAAAAAGUUUAAUCAAAAAUCAAUCGCUACAAAGAAACAUCUGAAUAAGGUUCAAAAUUUUUCAGAUAUCUCGAUGAAUGCGCUGAAGAAAUGCAAACUGUUCAAACCACCAAUCACACUUCUGAUGUUUAA
This is a messenger RNA of Caenorhabditis angaria, 1995 nucleotides long. The record is from the annotation of a GenBank genome assembly. NCBI's taxonomy places the organism in Eukaryota, Metazoa, Nematoda, Chromadorea, Rhabditida, Rhabditidae.